Molecule: messenger RNA, 492 nt
Organism: Enterobius vermicularis (human pinworm)
Lineage: Eukaryota; Metazoa; Nematoda; Chromadorea; Rhabditida; Oxyuridae
Source: the annotation of a GenBank genome assembly
AUGUCUCAACGGCUUCCGUGUUGGACCGUCCAGUACAUCGCCCUGAUAUUUUCCAUAUUAAUUGCCCUAUCGCGAGCACUUAUUUGUUACGAGAACGACGAGCAGGGCCACAUUAAAGCAGUAGAAAAUAAGGAUUGGAAUUAUUGUAUGCUUGUACCGAAAACGCCAUUAAAUCCAGGAGGAGGAAGUUUGUCUGGUGUUGGUCCACUUGAAGACAACACUGGAUUGUACGACAGCACCUUUGAUGUGUCAAACCCCCUGUACAAAAUACUGUCUUUGUGCAUUCUAGAAGUACUUUUCAAUGUGGUAAAAAGUGAUGUAUUCAAUUUUUUUCUCCUCUUCUUUUUUCAGAGAUACGAUUUCACUUCAUUAUUGAAAAUACGAAAAUUCCAACCGGAAUUUAUGUUCAGAUGCGUCUGCAAUUAUGAUAAAUGCAACAGCGAAGCAAACUUUCAAAAUUAUCUACGUGCUAUAGUUAAAAACAACGAAUAG